This is a messenger RNA of Papaver somniferum (opium poppy), 1292 nucleotides long. Its product is annotated as probable long-chain-alcohol O-fatty-acyltransferase 5. The record is from RefSeq and is a predicted model, not a curated record. Bases 97 to 1248 code for a protein of 383 amino acids. Gene Ontology annotation, biological process: lipid metabolic process. The transcript has a single exon. Lineage: Eukaryota; Viridiplantae; Streptophyta; Magnoliopsida; Ranunculales; Papaveraceae.
UCUGGAUCUUGCUUCCUCCUCAAAUGAAGCACCCAAACUCCAUCUUUUCAAUCAGACCUUAGCUAGAUAGUCAUCUCAGAUAAAUAAGAACUGAAAAUGAGUGAGUUCAUGGAAGAUGAUCAUGAUGUUAAUGAUGAGAUACAAAAUUUCAUUAAGGUAUGGUUCUAUGCUAUAUUAUCUUUAGUAUACUGUUAUUAUGUCGUAUCAAAAUUAAUCCCAAAAGGAAUUCUUAGAUUAGCUUUUCUGUUACCAGUUUUCUAUCUCUUCACAGUUCUUCCUUUCUCUCUUAAUUCUCUUCAUCUUGGUGGUAGUUGUGUUUUUUUUCUCACCUGGGUUGGAAAUUUCAAACUGUUCCUUUUCGCUUUCAAUUUGGGCCCUUUAUGUGCUCCCUGUGCGGUCGCACACCCUCCAGAUCGGGUGUGUUCGUCGUCAACAACGGAUCCAUCUAAAUCACUUCUCCUUUUUGUGUCAUUAGCUUGUCUACCGAUCAGACUCAAACCCAACACAUCAACAACACUACCGAAAACCAAAGAAUACUAUCCAUAUGCGGAAAUUGGUUUACAAGUCUUGAUACUCUCAGUUUUAAUAAGAAUUUAUGAUUAUAGAGAGGUUUUGCAUCCAAAUGUAAUUCUAGUUUUUUACUACUUACAUGUUUACAUUGGUGCUGAGAUUGCUCUAGCCAUUAGUGGAGCCUUAGGCCGAAUCAUUUUAAGACAAGAAUUGGCACCACCAUUUGAUAAGCCAUACCUUUCAAGCUCACUCCAAGAUUUUUGGGGAUAUAGAUGGAACCUAAUGGUCACGGGUAUUCUACGAUCUAUGAUUUACAAUCCGGUACGCCGUAUUUUUACUCCGAUAGCUGGGAAAACAUCGGCACAACUAUUAGGGGUAUUUUUAGCCUUUGUUGUGUCAGGAGUAGUACAUGAAGCAGUGUUCUAUUAUCUUGCCCGUGCGCAUCCUACAUGGGAAGGGACUUGGUUUUUUGUGUUACACGGCAUGUGUACAAUUAUAGAAGUAGUAAUUAAGAAGUGGUUGAAUACCAGCAGAUCCUCCAAGUGGGUGUUGAAUCGAUGGGUUUCAAGAAUUAUGACUGUGGGAUUUGUUAUUGUUACGGGGAUUUGGCUGUUCACUCCACAACUCAUACGCAAUGGUGUUGACACGAAAGUCCUCCAUGAGUAUAGGAUUUUUGGGGAAUUUGUCAUAAAAAAGUUCCAUAAAUUUUUGCAUUAUGUGAAUCACCAGCUUAACUAGUAUGUAUUUGGUUGUGUAAAUUAGUAAUAACUUGUUCUUUGUUC